Clunio marinus is the source of this 396-nucleotide messenger RNA. The record is from the annotation of a GenBank genome assembly. Lineage: Eukaryota; Metazoa; Arthropoda; Insecta; Diptera; Chironomidae.
AUGAUACAAAUGUUAUCCGGAUACAUCUUUGUUUAUUAUCUACAAGCGAACAAACAAACACAAAAUAUUUAUGUUCCCACCUUAGAAAAAAGAAAGAAAAGUUUUACGGAACUCAUGAAAUUAGAAUUGAAAACAGCAAUGUUCAAGCAGUUGAAUUUUAGCAACAUCAUUGUAAGUGCAAUCAUCAAUUUUAUUUUAUUUUUCUUUAAUGGAAAAACUUUUCCCAUCGCUUCAACAAAUUUAAUCUGCGUCAACAAUAAAAACAAUGAACAAAAAAGCACCUUGUUGAAAGUUGUGUUCAUAUUACGUUAUGGUCUCAUUGUUUCUGGCUUAAAAGGUCUGCAAGGCUUGAGAAUUAUUAUUAUGGAGUCCGAUUUAAAAGAAUUUUGUGAGUGA